AUGUUUGCAACGAUGCUGAAGAUAUUUCCAAUUCUAGCCAUCCUUACAGGCCAUGUCAGCAGUGUUGUGGUGACGGUCCCUGAGAAGACAGUGAAUGUCACUACAGGUGGAAAUGCAACCCUCCUCUGUACAUACACGAGUGAACCGCUGGGAAAUUUCUUUAUUCAGUGGAGCUUUUACAGUGCCAAAGAGAGCCAACUUAAUACCCAUUCCCCGUGUCACGGUAUUCUGAGUAUGGAUGAAAAGUCAGUCAGUCAUUGUCAAAAGAUGGUGUAUGUGACAGAUGCUCGGGGAAGAUGUAGCUGGAGACACAAGAUCUAUUUUUAUUCAGAAGGCCAGUCUUACUCCUAUGGAGAGUUUAAGAACAGAAUAACAGCUGCAACAAGUCCAGGGAAUGCAUCAAUAACAAUCUCCAACAUGCAGCCCUCAGACACUGGUUCCUACACUUGUGAAGUUUUCAGCCCACGGGGUGAUGCUGGACAGAGUCAAAAAUCUGUGAUUGUCAACGUGCUGGUCAAACCAUCAAAACCUUUCUGCAAAAUAGAAGGAACGCCUGAAAAAGGCCAUCUAAUCUACCUCUUAUGCAAAUGUGACGAAGGAUUGCCUCGCCCUAUCUACCACUGGUACAAAGUGGAUGAGAAUACCCUGAAGCCUGUGACGGAACACCUUAAUGCAAACAGCGGCAUUCUUUACAUCGGCAAUCUCACCACCUUUGAAACCGGGUAUUACCGAUGCAUAGCCAGCAACAUCCUGGGGAACAGUACCUGCGAGCUUGACCUCACUGCAAAACAUUCAGACAGUGGUGUUGUUGCUGGAGCAUUAAUUGGAGCAAUUCUGGCAGCUGUUAUCAUUUGCAUUAUUGUCUGGGUCUUAACGAAGAAGGCAAAGAAUAAGAAGUCAUCAAGUAAUGAAAUGCAAGAAAUGACUCAGAAACAAUCCAAUGCAGAGUAUGUUCAGGUACCUAAUGAAGAAAACAUUCCUGCAACCAGUGUUCCACCAAGCAACGCGAGAAAUGAAUACCCUAGUGCUGAUGAAAUGGCACCCUCUGGAACACCUGAAAAUGAUGAGAAGCAAGAAGUGGAAAAAGAAGAAACAGCCUAG
Antrostomus carolinensis (chuck-will's-widow) is the source of this 1101-nucleotide messenger RNA. It is a transcript of the gene VSIG1, whose product is annotated as V-set and immunoglobulin domain containing 1. Lineage: Eukaryota; Metazoa; Chordata; Aves; Caprimulgiformes; Caprimulgidae. The record is from RefSeq and is a predicted model, not a curated record. Gene Ontology annotation, biological process: epithelial cell morphogenesis; maintenance of gastrointestinal epithelium. Gene Ontology annotation, cellular component: basolateral plasma membrane; plasma membrane. The transcript has 8 exons. The coding region runs from base 1 to 1101 and encodes 366 amino acids.